CUGGGGGCCCGGGGAAGUCUCUCUAAUGUAAAGCGUUAUGCUAGUGGGCCGAUGUGUGGAAGUGAGGGAAGUCUGUGAACGUGACAUGAAAUUUAAGUAACCCGUAAUGCACCCUAGAAGGUGUCCCCGCCGCGCCCGCUUUGCAAAGGCACUGCUUUGACAUGUGAAUGGGGUACGUGAGCCGUGGAGAGGGUGCAGAAGCUACAUGCCUGACAGAUUUGGAUACUGUGGGGCUGGCGUCAGUGAGAGGAUAGUGGAUCAUCGCCGUGAUUCCCUUGGAAAGAGUAGCAGUUGCCUGACUUCAAAGUAAGCGUGCCACAAUGAAGAGGGUUAACAGUUUGCAGAGGUUUAUGAAUACUAGAGCACCAGCAAAUUGCAGAUACCAACCUACUUGUUACGAACAUGCUGCCAAUUGUUACACACAUGCUGUGUUUGUGGAUAAAUUGGGAAUUUGUUCCAUGACAUUGGCAGGUGCUGGGAGACGUAUCUAUCUUUCCACACUAACAUGUCCUGUUGAUGUUGCAGACUGGGUUAAGGACUCUACAGCUACGUUGAGAACCCUGGGACAAAUUAUAGUUGUACCAUUUGAGUUGCAGAUGUCUAUUUCCAGUAGGGCAGGUUCCAAGACUGCUCUGCAGUGCAGCCAUAGGUCACCUCUUAGCAGCCUGAAUGAUACAGAAUACAGUGACAGGUAUAAGAUUAUUGAACUUAUGUUUUACUUAACAAUGGGGUUUUCUCCUGCCUUUGUUGUGGCUUCAAUGAAUAAUACAGAUGGUAUCCAGGAACUUGCAUGGGGAGGUUGCAUUUAUUGCCUAGGAGUGGUGUUUUUUAAAAGCGAUGGAAUUAUCCCUUUUGCCCAUGCCAUCUGGCAUAUUUUUGUAGCAAUGGCUGCUGCAGUGCACUAUUACGCCAUUUGGAAGUACCUCUACAGAAGCUCUUCCACAGAAAUUAUAAAGGAUUUAUGAUGCAACUUCCAAAUUAUUGUACUUCGCAGUAUUUGACCCCAUAGAGGUGGCAAGUGGAACUUUUGCCAUAUUCCCCAGUCCCAAAACAUGCGUUGUGUUUGCACAGUAAGAUAUAAACUGUAAGUACUGUAAAGGCAGUUUUCAGUUUUGAAAGAAUACAUUUUUGGGGUUCCUACUUGAAAAAACAGGAAUUGGAGACACCAGCAUAACUUCAAUUUACAGCAUGUCUCCAGCAAGUAAUAAGACUGACUUCAAAUGUUUACAAAUGGGUCAUGUUUAUUGUAUCUUUGUCUAAUUUUGUUUAUGGUUUCACAUUAUAACAUGCCCUGCACUGAACAUUCAUGGUUUGAACCCAUUCUAUGUGGCAUGCUAUAUAUAGGUAUUCUGAACUGUGGUUUCACUUUCUCUGGAAGUUCACAGUAUGAAAAUUAGGGAAAGGCUAGAACUGUGUUUAUCUUUAUGUUAAAGUAAUGACAUAACUUUUUUUAGUUUUUGUAUUUUUUUAGAUAACUUUUGUAAAAUUACUUACAACUAAGUAUUAGCAGAAGCCAGCCAAUAAUAUGAGCAUAAUUAGUCAGUGCUGUGUGUUGUGGAGAAAAAGCUGAUACAUUCCAAGAGCACCUUCUACCUCUGAGGGGAAAGUCCCUGUUCCAAGAGCUUGUCAGUUUGCAGGAUUCUUCACUUUAAGAGCUCCCUUAAAAAGCAAAACAUACCAGAAAAAACUUGUACACUUGCAGAACGUUUGCAGAGGUGAAGAUCUGAAGGAUUCAAAGUCCUUGAUUCUGUAACCAUGUUGAAGGGAAAGGAAGCAUCCAGUAACUGACAAUAUUUUAAAACUGUUAAAGCUUUCUUUUUAGAUACUGAUUUUUCUGAUGCACCAACAUUGAGAUUCAUAUCCUUUUUUAUCUCCACAGUCUGCUUAUUUGAGUAUUGUGUGUCGUUUGCACAGUUCAGUAUGUGUGCCUCAUAUUAUAAAAGUGAUUACCAGAGCUUUAGAAUUGAAAGGCACAUAAAAUGUCAUGAUUCUUUUUCUUGUAGCUGGUGUCAGAUGCUCCAAGAAAAACAGGAAGCAGAUGUAUCUGCCUGGUUUUGACCCUGAAAUUUAUUUAUCCACAAUGUGACUUGUAAAAAUACGUAAUAGGCAUUUUUGAUCAUGAUUGUUUUAUUGGUAAACAAGAGCUGUAAACUGUAUCAAUAGUUUAUUUUUAUUCCCCAACAAUGUGAAACCAGUGGUUGAAUUGGCCUCCUGUUAAGAUAUUUAUGUAGCAUUUACCAAAAAUUGUAUUAUUUAAAGUGUUUAAUUUUCCUAUUUGAGUGUGCCAUUACAAGGCUAUGUGAUUGAGAAACUUUUUCUGAAUAAGGCUGCCAAAAGUACAUAGAAGUAAAUGAUGCAUGAUUAGGUAACAUCCCCUCACCCCCCCCAAACCCUAAUAAGUCUGUAGUAAACAGGUUCACUUUGUUAAUGGUGUAAACUAGUAAAUGACUGCCAGCAUACUCUGAGUAAGCCAGUAAGCCAUUCACAUUGUUAGCACUCCCUGUCCACCACUUACUGUAUGAAGGAAAAGUGACUGUCAUAGUCUUGUAAGAGAUUUACACUAUUUCAUUUGUGUGGCAGCUGCCACUGACUCUAAGGAUUAGUAACCUGUAUGACGUGUAAUGUGUGUGAAAAGAUGGUCUUCUGUUCGUACUUUUAUAGUCACAUUAAGCAGGCAGAAAAUCAAAAUGGAACACUAAUGUAGUUUUGAAGCAUUGUUGGACAGCAUGCCUCCUGUACAUAUUUUCCAGUCAUUACAUCGAGUAUACAAUAGAGAGUCGAUUAUCUGAAACUUAUCCGAAUUCAGCCUACCAAAAUUUUUGGGUAGGAAAAAAAUCAUAAUGUCUGAAUAUGUAAACUUUGUACGUAUUCGCUUGUACGUGUUUCUUGAGCUUGUAGUCCACUCGUGUGAAAAAUAUUCUUUAUUGUCCACUGGAAUUGCUGAAUGCUUGAAAAGUGUAGUCCCUGCUUGCAGUAAAAACAAGAUUUUAGAAGUUUUUUUUAUCUAGUUCAAUGUAUGUUUGAUUAUCCGAACUACCCUAAGUCCCAAUUAGUUCUGAUAAUCGACUGUCUACCGUAUUAUGUAAGAACUGUAAAAAAAUGUACUACAG
Messenger RNA from Protopterus annectens (West African lungfish), 3110 nucleotides. It is a transcript of the gene MMD, whose product is annotated as monocyte to macrophage differentiation associated. The record is from RefSeq and is a predicted model, not a curated record. The coding region runs from base 321 to 965 and encodes 214 amino acids. The transcript is spliced from 6 exons. Gene Ontology annotation, cellular component: membrane. Lineage: Eukaryota; Metazoa; Chordata; Ceratodontiformes; Protopteridae.